Molecule: messenger RNA, 1837 nt
Organism: Theileria parva strain Muguga
Lineage: Eukaryota; Apicomplexa; Aconoidasida; Piroplasmida; Theileriidae
Product: Phosphatidylinositol-glycan biosynthesis class S family protein
Exons: 3
Coding region: 96-1769 (557 amino acids)
Biological process (GO): attachment of GPI anchor to protein
Cellular component (GO): GPI-anchor transamidase complex
Source: RefSeq, a predicted model, not a curated record
AUAAAAUAAAAUAUUUAUAAAAAUGUUAAUAAAUUCUAUUUUAACACCAAAUGUACCAUAAUUUAGGCUUUAUUUAGUUAAACACAUAUUUUAAAAUGAAAUCGCAACGACUGUUUAUUCUAUAUUAUUUUUCACUAAUUUUUGGCAUCUUUUAUUUGAAAUACCUUCAUCUCUUAAAGAAUGAGACAAACUCUCUUAACUUACACCGGUUGAAACUAUUUUUAAAUUUGAACCCUAAGUUUUUUAAAUACGACUAUAUUCUAUAUUACGACCCUAAUAAUCUUCUAACCAAGAAGAUUUCUGUAAAGUUAAGCAAUUUCUUAUCUUCUAAAGGGGUAUCCUCAUCAUUGUCAAAUCUCGACUCUAAUUCCUUCUAUCUUUUAUCUGAGGACAUCUCAGACCAUGAUUCCGAAGAUUCUACUUCUCUUGAUAAGAAGUUUGUGGUCGUUGUUAACUACGAGGAUGCAAACAAAAAGACUAAAUUCACUCUCCGCGUCAAGGGCGGAAACACGCUCAUUUUUACAAUAAACUCCACCACAGUUUACUCAGAAGACCUGGUCCAAAGAAUAUUUUCCUUGGCAAGCAAGUUAUUUUUCGAUACCAGUGGCCUGAAAAUGAAGGAAUAUAAACCAUUUCUCGAUUUGAACUUUAUUCUGCUGAGUGACAAGGGUCGUGUUUCCUGGGACUUUACCAAGGAUGUUCUUUCUCCUUACAUGAAUAACCUUUUGUCCUCAUUUUCCCUCUUCUAUGAAGUGAACUUACACAGCAGAGUCAUUUCUAACGUCGACUACUACAAGAAGAUGGUCUUAACUUCCAACAGGGAGGAAUCCGAAGAACAAAGCAACGAAGCAGUCUUUGAGUUAAGGAACCAGGAAACCAAUUUUUAUAACUUUUUUGAGGGAAUUUCCAACACUGAUAUUUCAAUGAAGGAUCAACACUCCUUCAGACACUCGCUGAACUUUUUUGUUAUUCUAUCCUCAAGGCCUACUUUUCUAAAAGAUCCCUUCACCGGUCAAAAACGUGACAGUUUCACAAUUGAUAAUCUAGGAGUAUUUACUUUUUUAAAUAAUCGACCCCAAUCUGAUCAUUACAAGUUAACUGAAGAGGAUGUUUCCGAACUAGUAUCGACUUGGGCAACAUACAUUCGACACAUGCACAGUCUUCCAGCCAGCUUAAGUGAAUAUGUGCUAUGGCUAUGUAACUUAGACGAAAAUGUGAAGAUGAUUUCAGACACUGAAUACCUGAUUUCAAAGGGCUCAGAUUCUAACAAUAUAUCCAUUUCUGGCUCAUUUCAACUCACGUUUGACACUCCGUCCAAUGUCUCAUUUUACAGGUUUGAGCUACUCAAACUUUCCAAGUUUUUCUACCAUUGUUACAUUAAGGGGGCGCUUAUAAACUUGAAGAAAUUGUCUCAAGUUAAGAAGGUUUACUUCAACAACCAGGUUCCUAAAUCCACAUCUGAAUUUGUCAAGAACACUUUCUACGCUCUUGAGUAUUCGAUGGGUCACCUCUUCUCACAAUCUGAGAACUCUCUCGACACUUUGUUUCCCAAUCUUGGCUCCAUGGACAUGAACCAGCGGGCCUUGUGUCUGGCUAGGUUUGCCUAUUCUCAGAGUCUUGAGGCUCUUUCUGACGACCAGAUGUUCCCCAGGAACAUUCUUUCCCAUGAACACAACCUCGCUGUUUUCAUGUGUGACGUUUUCCCCUUUGUCUUCCCAAUUUUAAUCUACUACAUAAGGAUGGGUGUCCAAAACCUAAAGUCACGCUAAUCUACUCUGUACAUUAUACGACCCCAACACUAGUUAGUACUAUUAACUGCAUCAACUGUAUUAUUCCU